Nycticebus coucang (slow loris) is the source of this 1792-nucleotide messenger RNA. It is a transcript of the gene TSSC4, whose product is annotated as tumor suppressing subtransferable candidate 4. Bases 511 to 1503 code for a protein of 330 amino acids. The record is from RefSeq and is a predicted model, not a curated record. Lineage: Eukaryota; Metazoa; Chordata; Mammalia; Primates; Lorisidae. The transcript is spliced from 4 exons.
CCGCCUCGCCCCUUCCUGCCUGGAGGGGGCUUCUCCCCUGGAACUUCGCGGCUUCGGGGGUGGGCUGCGCGCGCGUACCGCGUUGGGUGUGUGUGAUUCCUCGCGCUCGGGAGCAGUCGCUGUGCUGGAGGACCGCGCCGGCGUUUGGACAGGCGGAGGCGACAGGGCUGCUCUAGGUGCUCGUGGGCCUCCGCUUUCCUGAGAGCUGGACCUUCAGGUGCCAAGGACUGAGCUGCAGUGUUGUCUGGAGUUCCCAGGGAUCUCCCAGUAGACGACGGCCACUCUCCUCCCCAUGGACCAGGACGGGCCCGUCUUGGUGGAGCACUCCCUGCACCUGGCAGUGCAGCCUAGCAGAGCCCUGCCUCGGGGCUCCUGGGACUGAGAGGACCACACCUUCGCCACUGAGAACCUUCAUCAGGGCUCUACCCAACCCGCUGUCCACUAGCCCUCCGGUGCCCACCACAGGCGCCUGCCCAGCAGACUGGAGGUGUGGUGUGGUGCUGGGGAUACAUGGCUGAGGCUGGGACAGAAGAGCCAUCCUCUGGCUUGGAGGGCAAGGGAGAGACAGAGUAUGACGCCCUGCUUUCCGACACAGUCUCCCUCAGUGACUCGGACUCGGACCUCAGCCUGCCUGGUGGUGCCGAGGUGGAGGUUCUGUCCCCAGAGGGACUUCCUGGGGAGGCCCAAGAGGACUCAGGCCCUGAUGAGUUGCCCUCACGCCCCACUGGCUUCCACACAGCCACGGCCCAGCCCUUCUACCUGAGAGGCACAAGCUCCACCUUCUCACAGCGCAGCCACGACAUCUUUGACUGCCUAGAGGGGGCAGCCAGGCAGGUGCCACCCUCUGUGGCCCGCACCAGCCUGAGUGAUAGUGGGAGCUUCAGGCAGCCCCUGGCAGCCUCAGGUCAUCCAUCAGUAGGAGACCUGGGUGGGGCCCAUCAGAGUCCUGCUCCCUCAAGAGUGUCCCGUGUCCCCGACUACGUGGCGCACCCUGAGCGCUGGACCAAGUAUAGCCUGGGAGACGUGGCUGAGGCCAGUGAGCAGAGCAAUCAGGCUGCUGCCCUGGCAUUCCUGGGCUCCCGGCACCGGGCUGUCUCCACUCACUAUGAACCCUCCUUCAACCAGGAUCCCUCCAGCUGUGGGGAAGGGAGAGUUGUCUACACCAAACCAGCCCGAGGUGGUGAGGCCAGACCGGAGAGGAAGAGGGUCCUAAGAAAGGGGGCAGAGCCGGGCAGGGGCAUCUCUGGGAACCCUACCCCUGCCAGUGGAGAGGGCCCUGUGGAGCUGGCCCAUUUGGCUGGGCCUGGGAGCCCUGAGGCUGAAGAGUGGAGCACCCUUGGGGGCCUGCAGGAGGUGGUACCACCUGCUGGGGCUGCUGACAGUGGGUCAGCGCCCGCCCUGCCACUGGUAGAGACUGUUGGCUUCCAUGGCAGCAAGAAGCGAAGUAGAGACCACUUCCGGAACAAGGACAGCAGCCCCGAGGGCCCAGGCACUGAGAUCUGAGAGGGGAGACCUGGGCCCUGCUAUGGUCUGCCCUCCCAGCUAAGCUGCCUACAGGGCUGGGAUCAGAGGGACAGCCAGAGCCACUGCCCAGCCAGAGUGGACAGACCCAUCACCUUGGGGAGGAAGCCAGGGGUGGCCUACAGGUGGUGGCAGCAGCCCUGGUUGGCGCUCUGAACACCAUCUUCAGUGGAACAAAGACUUGGCUAAGACUCAGGUGGGGGGACACUGGGGCCCUGUCUCCCUUGGUGUCUGGGCAGGGGGUACAAUAAAGAUUUUAGUGCUUCCUCAA